Messenger RNA from Sorghum bicolor (sorghum), 686 nucleotides. RefSeq lists its product as uncharacterized. The transcript has 3 exons. Gene Ontology annotation, cellular component: mitochondrion. The coding region runs from base 156 to 434 and encodes 92 amino acids. The record is from RefSeq and is a predicted model, not a curated record. NCBI's taxonomy places the organism in Eukaryota, Viridiplantae, Streptophyta, Magnoliopsida, Poales, Poaceae.
GCACUUCACCAGUUCGCCCCCUCGGAGCAGGAGGAGAGAGAAAACCUCACCGUCAAUGUCCGCGAGCGUUUCCAAAGGCGCUAGGGUUUAACCCCCAGCUGUUCGAUCUCUCUCCCCAAUCCAGUUCGGCAGCAUCUAGUCCGCGACCCGGCGACAUGGGGUACCUCCAGGAGGCCCGGGAGAAUCACGUCAAGAAGAAGGUGGAGGAAGCUUUGCGGAGCAAAAUGAAACAAAAGGCCCUUAAGGAAUGUGAUUUCUAUUGUUCAAAAUAUGCUGAAUGUGCUCGAGGAAGAACAUUUUCUGUGGUAUGGCAAUGCCGCAAACAAGCAAAAGAGUUGAAUGAGUGCCUUCAUCAAUACACAAAUGAUGCAGUCCUGGAAGAAAUGAAGAAGGCUUAUAUGAUUGAGCAGGAGAGCAAGGAGAUGAACCAAUAAGCAAAAUGCAUUGCACAAUGUGCAUCACGAUCUCCCUGCUUGUACGUAUACUGUUGCCUUUGAUAGAUACUAUUCAUGGGCAGUGUUGCAAACAUUGAUUCUGCCCCAUGCAUAACCUGAUACUAGUACUGGAUGGCAAUGUUUCUGUCUCUGUCGAAUAUGCGAUAUAAGUUGUUUUCUUCUGUUGCAAUUUUCAUCCCUAAUAGAUUUUGUGUGGAUGCAGAUAAUGCAGUUGUGUUCGUUUCCCUGCUA